AUAUCCGGCUGUAUACGGAAAUAUCUCCGGAUAUUGAUUGCGCAAUGUGGGAUCAGGUGUAAUUUUUGGCGGUGAAGUAUCAGGUGGAGCCCUCAAAAUGGCGUCUCGUCAAGAACCACCAUCGGGACUCCUACCUUCCUCGUCUUAUCAAAGUGAAGAAAAGGUCCUGGAAAAACUAAGACAGUUGAGGUUAUGGCAGCAGAGACAGCAGGAGGAGUUGUUUCUACAGCAACAGCUUGAACUGGACCUACUGAGACAAUCAAAACUGAAACAAGAAGAAGAAAUGGAGGAGGAGGAGGAGGAAGAGUAUAAAAACUCCUCAAGUGAAACAAACACUUCUUUUAUUGGGAAUAAUCAACCUGUACAUUCUAAUCCAUUACAACCGGCAGGACACACACACAGUGGCUCGUCCAUUGCCUCCAACCAGUCGGCUGAUUCCGGUAUGCUCAGUGGCCAUAGUUGUCAUGAUGUUGAUUUAACGAGAAGGAGGGGUCAAGUUAACGAAGUGGAUGACGGUUCUAGUGGCUUUGAGACCCCAGAGUCUGAUGAUGUUCUAUCAGAAACUGAUGAAGCUAAUAAUAAAGAGUUGCCAGUCUCUCAGCCACUCCAGAUAGUGAUAUCAGCAAGUCAUGAUGAGCAGCCUCUGCAACCAGGAAUCGGCCCUGGGCAAUCAGCCUCAACAUUUGAGGAGCUCCUUGAAAAUAAAUUACAACAAUACCAAGUCACUGAUGAGUUACAGCAGCCAUUAUCACAGUAUUCUUCAACGCCUCCUAAUCAGUCAUCACUAGCAAGGUGCUCUAGUCAGGACUCAUUUUUUGGUCGUAAAGAGCAGAGAGAAAAAAGAGAGGAGGCUGAGCUGGCAGAGUUUGAAUUGCUGGAAAGAGCAGCAGAGGAGACUUCCUUCACAUCCCAGUGCUCUAUAGUGACUCGUGCUUUAGCUAACUGUCAGCCUUCCUCUACUUCUAGCCCUCUCUCUUUGAAGAAUACUGCUAGCAUCAGGAAUGAGGUGAAGGAAGAGCCCAGUGGAGGGCUUGGUAGCCCUUCACAGAUCACAGAUAUGAGAUCAUUGCAUAGAGAGAGGGCAUCUUUGACUGAAAGUGUCCUUGAUGUUGAUGAAGAGCCUCUGCUAGUGAUGGGGGAGAGAAAGGGACCACCUCUACCUCACUUUCCACUGCCUUCAGUGCAAGAAGAGGAAGGACUCUCUGAUUUUAAUUCAACUCUUACUACUGAUGGAGAGGAGGGAAGGGAGAGGUUUGGUGAUGAAGAGGAGUGGGGUAGCUUUAAGAGCACUCCAAUGCAGAUCCCUCCAGUCUUAGCUAGUACAUGUACAACCAGUACUGAGAGUAGUCCUUAUUCUUCACCAAAGAAGCUUAUUGCUUUAACUUCAGCUUCUAUACCACAUUCUUCCGAUUUCUCUUCUUCUGUCUCUCUUCCUGCUCAUUCUCCUACUCCUCCUCCACAUGCUUCAGCUCCAGUUAGAAAAGUUAAAGUACUUGCAUCGCAAGGGAAGACAGAGUCUCAGGAGACUGAUAAUCCUCCUCUUCCUUCUGGUGAUACUGUAUCAGCUCCUUCCCUCCCUCCUCCUUCUUCUCUUGUUGCUAAGUUAUUUCCAAGUCUAAGCAAAGAGAGAGCAAGCUCUCAGGCUAAAAUCAAGCCGACCACAACUAAUAUGCAACAACCUUUUGUCCCUUCACAACCUCCUACUGCCUCCAUACCUCAAUACCAAGGACCGUCACUUUCUACAGUUCAUCAAACAACGGCUCCUUUUCCUAAAGUGGGUCCAUCGGGUAUUGAAGGAGUUAGCGAUGAGAUACAGGACAAGCUUUUGCAACUUGAGAAGGAAAUUAAUACUUUUAAGACUGAGAAUGCUGCCUUGGAGAGACUAAGGGUUGAAAAGGAACAGGGUUUGCUCUCCUUGAAAGAAGAGGUGGAGAGAUUUGAGAGAGAGAAAGAGCUUGAGAUGAACAACUUUGAGCAAUACAAGGAGGACGAGAUCAGAAAACUAAAGAGAGAACGUAAAGUAUUUGAAAUGUACCAGAAAGAGUCAAAAUCGCAGAAAGACAAGAAAGAGAAGGAGGAGAGAGCUGCCUUAAGGAAAGAGUUGGAGGAUUUGAGGGAGGAGCUACGUCAGAAGGAGCAGCGUUGGUCGAGUACUCUCUCACGGUACAGACUAAGGAUUGAGAGUUUGGAGUCUCAGAACGAAGAGCUGCAAAAAGACUUGAGAAUGAUGGAAGAACAAAGACUGCUACAAUGGCAGAAGCAGUUGGAGAGUAAGAGAAGUCCUAAGGAGAGACGUGUUGCAUCUACUACACAGUCACAUAACCUACCAGUUAACAGUAAAGCACCAGUUACUAGUAAAGGAAUGGCUACUAGCGGUAUUCCUCCAGUAAACACUGCUCCAGUGAUGGGUGCUGCGUCUAGGAACAAAAGAACAGCUACCAAUAGGUCUACCAGCAGCGAUAGGAAUAAAACUACCAGCAAAGACACUGCAGCAGAGAAAAGAAUGAAGAAACAGACAAAACCUUCUCUUUCAUUAGGUCUACGUGACUCAACCUCUGAUGUUAAAAUGGAGGAAAGGACAGUGGGUCGAGAGCAAGAGGAGCAGCCAUUAGUAGAGACUCUAGCUAAUAGAUCAGUGACUCCUGAGGAUAUCAGAGGAUUUAUAAAUGAAGGGUUAAUGUCAGAUAAUGAUGAGGAACAGAAUGAGGGAGAUUUGCAGUCAAUAGUGAUUAACAGUAGUGACAGUAUGAUCACUGAUAGUGAUUGUUCUAUCAUUGAUGUGAAAGCUGUUGAUGUGUCUGCAGUUAGUGCUAGUGGAGGGACAGACUCCAGUGUAUGUUCUAAUAAAGCUGAUGAGAUAGUGGCCCAAGUACUUCAGUCAGCCAGUGAGCAAGUAUUGGAUCAUGAAGCAAUAAGGCGUCCCAUGAGUCCUGUUCCCACUCUUCCAAAGUCUGUUAGGUUCAGUGAUGAUAGAGGAGGAGGAGAGAGGGAGAGGGAGAAAGGGAGGGAGAGAAGUGUCCAGUUGAGUUGCUCACCAACUAAUGGCCAAUCCUAUCCUCCUACAGCCACAUUGUGCAGGGUUUUUGGUGACAUUCUUGAGUAACUUUUAGAAUUCAUUAAAACAUUUAAAUGUGAUCAGAAUCAGCUCAAAAUUU
Messenger RNA from Amphimedon queenslandica, 3155 nucleotides. RefSeq names its product centromere protein J-like. The transcript has 11 exons. NCBI's taxonomy places the organism in Eukaryota, Metazoa, Porifera, Demospongiae, Haplosclerida, Niphatidae. Gene Ontology annotation, molecular function: tubulin binding. The record is from RefSeq and is a predicted model, not a curated record. Gene Ontology annotation, biological process: centriole elongation; cilium assembly. Gene Ontology annotation, cellular component: centriole; centrosome. The coding region runs from base 98 to 3103 and encodes 1001 amino acids.